CGACCCCGAAAGAUCGAAGUGGGAUGAACUGGCCAAUCGGAUUGGCGAAUUGAGACCCAUAAGCAAGGAGAGCCGGGACUGCCCCGUCUUUCAGGCUUUCAGCCUCUCAGGGACUGAGCUCGCUUCUCUGCCCAACACCACCACAACGAGACAAGGACACUUUCGAGUCGAAAUGGGGCGAAGAAAGGUCAGUGCAGCGGUUGCACCCGAGAAAGAGCCGCUCCUGGAGAAAGGGACUACCAGGAAACGGCUGAGUAAUGCGGGCGACCACGACCAUGCCACAAAACGGCAGCGAUUAGAGGAAAAGACCGACUAUUUUCGAUGGCGCAUGUGGGAUGACCAUGGCCGCCAAUCAUGGCGCUAUCUGGAGGACGACGACGAAGCCGAGAAAUGGCCACAGACACUCGCCGACAAAUACUUCUUGGGUCUGCCACUGGGUCUCCCCGAUCUUCCGAAGGCCAAGAGCCCGAUUGAUGCCGUUCGAAAUGGACUGGAAUUCUUCGAGAAGCUUCAAUUGCCUAGCGGCCACUGGGGUUGCGAAUAUGGGGGGCCAAUGUUCCUCUUACCCUGCGUCGUCCUGGCAUGGUAUGCGACCAAGACACCGAUCCCGUGGCACCACGCAACUGAGAUCAAAAACUACCUGUUUGCACGUGCGCACCCCGAAGAUGGAGGAUGGGGCUUGCAUAUCGAGGGCGAGACGUCCGUCUUUGGAAUCACUCUCAACUACACGGUUUUGCGCGUCGUCGGAGUCGACGCCGACCACCCGAAGAUGGUCAAGGCCCGGGCCACGCUGCAUAAGCUCGGAGGGGCGACAAAUGCUCCGCACUGGGCUAAAUGGUGGUUGGCAGUGCUGGGGGUAGCCAGCUGGGAUAUCGUCAAUCCUGUGCCGCCAGAAUUCUGGCUUCUGCCGGAUUGGGUUCCCUUCGCGCCAUGGAGAUGGUGGAUUCACAUGCGCCAGGUUUUUUUGCCUAUGGGAUAUCUGUGGUCCAGGAGAUGGCAGGCUGAAGAGACUGAGCUGGUUCGCUCCCUCCGGAGAGAACUCUUUGUUCAGGAUUGGGAGAAGAUAAACUGGGCCGCACACCGCAACUCUAUCCAUCCUAAGGACAACUAUCACCCUAAGACGUGGCUCCUCAACACGGCAAAUUGGUUUCUUGCCAAUAUCUGGACACCCUUCAUUCGCCCGAAAGCGCUAGUGGACCGGGCCGAGGACUGGGCUAUGAAACUCAUCGAGAUGGAGAACGAGAAUACAGAUUGCCUCGAUCUCGCUACCGUGUCGGGGCCCAUGAAUCUCGUAUGUCUCUACGCUCGAGACGGCCCGGAUUCUUAUGCUGUGCGGAGGCACAAAGAGCGGGCUGAGGAGUUCCUCUGGGUCAAGGACGAAGGCAUGCUCGCCAACGGAACGAACGGGGUCCAAUGCUGGGACACGGCAUUUGCUAUCCAGGCUGUCAUGGAUGCGGGGCUCACUGAAGAUCCUCGAUGGCGGCCCAUGCUGCUCAAAGCCCUCGCGUUUCUCGAUGAUCAACAAAUCCGUGACAACGUAAAGGACCAGGAGAAAUGCUAUCGCCACCAGCGUAAAGGGGCAUGGGCCUUCAGCAACAAGGACCAGGGCUAUGCCGUGAGCGACUGUGUUUCAGAGGCACUCAAGGCCGUCAUCAUCCUCCAAAAAACUCCGGGCUUUCCCACACUAAUCGACGAUCAGCGCAUUUUUGAUGCGAUCGACACGGUCCUGACCUACCAGAACCCCAAUGGCAGCUGCUCGUCGUAUGAGCCUCCUCGGGGUGGCUCGUGGAUGGAGAUGUUGAACGCCGCCGAGGUGUUUGGUAACAUCAUGGUCGAGUACGAGUACCCGGAAUGCACGACCGCUGCUGUCACUGCCCUAUCCUUAUUCCAUAAGCAUUGGCCCGACUACAGGUCCCAGGAGAUUGAACGCUUCAUCACACGCGCCGUCACGUGGAUCAAGAGCGUACAGAAGCCACAUGGCGGCUGGUAUGGAAGCUGGGGCAUUUGCUUCACUUAUGCAACCAUGUUUGCGCUUGAAAGCUUGGCGAGCACUGGGGAAACAUAUGGAAACAGCAUUCACGCCAAAAGGGGAUGCGAUUUCUUGAUCUCGAAGCAAAGGGAGGAUGGCGGGUGGUCUGAGCAUUACAAGGCUUGUGAGACUGGUGAAUACAUUGAGCACCCUACCGGAUCUCAAGUCGUCAUGACAGCAUGGGCUCUAAUUGGCCUAAUGAAAGCGGAUUACCCUCAUACCGAGCACAUCAAGAAGGGCAUUAAACUGAUCAUGGACCGCCAGCAACCGAACGGCGAGUGGUUACAAGAGGCAAUUGAGGGUGUCUUCAACAAAAGUUGCAUGAUUUCAUACCCCAACUACAAGUUCACUUUCACCAUGAAGGCCCUGGGCAUGUUUGCCCGAAAAUACCCCGAUGAGACGGUCGUGUGAACUGAGGUCGAUGGGGGAAUCUGGCCUGGAAAAGGCAUGGUUGCUUACCUUCUUUUUUCUCUUUGGGAAUGAGACAUGAGCACUGAUAAUGGUAAUAAAGUAAUGGAAUGCCUGCAUGUGUCCGUUUCUACAAAAUUCGUUGUGGUUGUAACUUUUGUGAGAGUACAAUAAUUACCCGUUGGC
Messenger RNA from Canariomyces notabilis, 2623 nucleotides. RefSeq names its product terpene synthase. The transcript has 3 exons. NCBI's taxonomy places the organism in Eukaryota, Fungi, Ascomycota, Sordariomycetes, Sordariales, Chaetomiaceae. The record is from RefSeq and is a predicted model, not a curated record. Gene Ontology annotation, biological process: triterpenoid biosynthetic process; ergosterol biosynthetic process. Bases 173 to 2440 code for a protein of 755 amino acids. Gene Ontology annotation, molecular function: lanosterol synthase activity. Gene Ontology annotation, cellular component: lipid droplet.